This is a messenger RNA of Prorocentrum cordatum, 2892 nucleotides long. Lineage: Eukaryota; Dinophyceae; Prorocentrales; Prorocentraceae. The record is from the annotation of a GenBank genome assembly.
UUCUCGAGGUAUCCGGCCUGGCUUCGUCUCGAGGUGGCGAUGCAGCAGGCGCAGACGGGCCCCGACCCCUGCGAGGUCUGGCUCGGCCGGCUGCCCCGCGCCCCCUGCCACGCGGUGCCUGCGCUGGAGCGGGCCCUGCGGGCCGCCCUCUGCGCGGGCGGCACCUGCCGCGGCGAGGAGCUGCGCCUGCGCCUGCACACUUCGGCCAGCCGCGGCGGCACCUGCCUGGGUUUCGGCUUCGCGUGGCUGCCGUGUGCGGCCGCCGCGGCGCGGCUGGUGGCGGAGGGCCAGCUGGAGUUCGAGUGGGACGGCGGCGGGGCGCUGGCCGCCGUGCGCGCCGCGGCGGGCACCGAGGGCGCCGGCGGCGCCUGCAGGGCGCCGCCACCCGCGGACCCGACGCUCUUCCCGGUGAGCGUGGGCGUCCUGGCCGCGUGCCGCGGCCUGCCUGACAUGCGGCCCGCCGCGGCGGCCUGGAGGGAGCUGCUGGCGCCGAUGGGGGUCGCGCUGGACGCCCGCAUCGCGGGCCCGCCCAGCAGCGCGGCUGGCGGCAUUGCAGACGCCAUCCGGCGGUUCCGGAGGGACGACGCGGUCGUCGUGGUUUGUGGCAGCAGCGGGCUGACGCGCGAGGCGGAGGAGGAGCUCGCCGCCCAGAUGCGCAGCCUCGGGGAGGCUGGCCGGGCCGCGAUGCUGCUGGAGGCGGAGCCAGCCGCCGAGGGGGACGAGGCCGCGGCAGUGGCAGACGUUGACAGCGGAGCCCUUGAAGGACUCUGGCGUGGCUACGCCGUCGGACCCAACGUGGACGUUGUCCCGUUCGAGGAGGUGGCUGGCAUCUACGCGGCUGGAACGGACCGCCAGCGAGCCGGCGCACUCCUCGCGAUGGCCGUGCGCCGCGCGUUCGGGUUCCACCUCGGCAACAUGCUCAAGGUCUUCGUGUGCGACUGCGACGGCACGCUGUGGGAUGGCGUGGUGAUGGAAGACGGCCCCGCGGGCCUGGGCAUGCGCGGGGCGCACCUGGAGCUGCAGCGGCGCUCGGGCCUCCUGCAGCGGAGGGGCCGCCUCAUUUGUGUGGCCUCGAAGAACGAGGCGGCAGACGUGGAGGCGGCCUUCCGCGAGCGGAGCGCGGACAUGGAGCUGCAGCACGGGCAGGUGACUUCGUGGCAUGUCAAUUUCGGCCCCAAGGUCGUCAGCCUGCGGAGGAUGGCCGCAGAGCUGCAGCUCGGCCUCGCCUCCUUCGUCUUCCUCGAUGACAACCCAGCGGAGGUGGAGGCCGUGCGCGCCAUGCUCCCUCAGGUGAUUGCGGUAACGGUCCCCGGAGGGGACGACGCCGCCUUCAGGCGGCUACUGCAGCACCAUUGGGCCCUGGACGUGUGGGCGGGGGCGCCGCAGACGGAGGAGGACGUGCGGCGGACGCAGUUGUACCAGGAGCAGGCCAUGCGCCUCGAGGCGCGGCGCGGCGCGCCCUCGCACGCCGCCUUCCUUGAGUCGCUGCAAGUGCGCAUCGACUUGAGGGCGCCUGCCGAGCCCGAGGCGCAGAGGCUAAGCCAGCUCACGUUACGCACCAACCAGAUGAACUCGACGCAGCUGCGGUUCCACAGCACGCAGCCGUUGCUCGCGUGGCUCGGCGAGCCGCACAGGUGGGCGUGGGCGGGCUUCGUCCGCGACCGAUUCGGCGACUACGGACUGGUGGCCGCGGCCUUCUGCAGCGAGGGCCACGGGGCGGUGAUCCUGGAGUGCCUCAACAUGAGCUGCCGGGUGCUGCAGAGGGGCGUCGAGCACGCGGUGCUGCGCCGCGUGGCGAGCGACGCCGUGGAGCGGGGCCUCGACCGGGUGCUCGUGCCCGUGGCGGAGACUCCACGCAACGGGCGCGUGAGGGCCUUCUUGAGCAGCGUGGCGACAUGGGCAGGCGUCGAGGACUGGCGGGGCACCGCCGCGCCCGCGGUGCGCCUGCAGCGGCUGCGCGGGGAGCAGCGCGCGGUGGCCCCCGCGCUGGAGCCCGCUCCGGGCAUCGGGGGCGUGCUCGGGAUCGCGAUCGACGCGGGCGACGUCGCUUGGAUGCCGAACAGCGAGAAGUUCGUCGCGACCACGGGCAUGGUGGACUCCACGGAGAGCGGCCUCCCGGCCAAGCGGCAGAGAAUCUACAUCAUCGGGAUGAGCAAGCAUCUGCUACUCGGCGCUGUCUGCGGCUUCCCUGUCCCCCUGCCUCCCAUGGCCCCUGCGAAGCUUUCUGAGUUCCUCGACGCCGAGGGCCCCUCCGAGUCGCCGCUCCCCGCUGCUCCUGGCGCCCGCCUGAGCGUGGAGGUGCGCAACAAGCUGUGCCUCGACGUGCAGAAGGCUCGGGGCGAGGCCGCGGGCGCCGUGGCCGUUUGCGAUUUGACGCGAGAUCCUACCAAAGUGUUCGGGGGGUUUGUGCAUCCAGAGUCCUGCGGGGCCCUCGCCACUAAGAACACUUACUUGUGGGUCGUGGGGCGUUUAGAUGGCAAAGUGGAGGGCCAUGGGCGUUGGCUCAGGCUAUCCGAGCGGCGCAGGAUCAUGGGCCUAGCUCCUGAGAGCCUCGUGGGGGUGAUCACUGAUAAGGCCUUGAUGAAAGCCGUGGGGAACACCAUGGCGGUCGGCACGGCGGGCCGGGCGUUGACCCCAAUCAUGCGGGUAUGCAAGAGGUGCGAAGUGAACCAGGGGGGCCUCCCAGUCAUGCUGCCCCAGGGGUUCCAGGUGAGCGAGGGCCCGUCGACCAGGUUCGACGUGAGCGAUGUCCCGCCGACCGCGAAGAGGGCCCGCACGAGCACCGACUGCCGCGAUCACUGCGUUUGCGGUAGGUGCCCGCUAUCCACUCCUGGCCAUCCGAAGCCGAAGCAGUCUAGGAUUCAGAACUUCUUUCAGCCCCCGAGGGCCUAG